ACGUGCUGCCCGGGCUGCGCGGAUGAUUGGCUUGGCUGGACCUGAAUGAGGCGGCUGUGGUUGCUGAAUUGUCUGGGCAGGUUUGGAGUCUCUGACAAGCUCCCCUGACUCUGCAUCCCUCUGGAGACGAAGAGGAGGGGGAGGCGGCCUGUCCUGUCUGGGAUCCAGUGGUCACGUCCCCCUCAGGAGUCCCAAAUGCCUACCUCCAGUGUCGUCAACAUGGAGUUCUGAAGUCCAUGUGGCUCUUCACAGUGAAUCAGGUGUUAAGGAAGAUGCAGAGACGCCACAGCAGCAACACGGAUAACAUUCCACCUGAAAGAAACCGCAGCCAGGCGCUCAGCUCUGAGGCGAGUGUGGAUGAAGGCGGCGUCUUUGAGAGUCUGAAGGCAGAGGCGGCCUCCCCACCAGCACUCUUCUCAGGCUUAUCAGGAAGCCUCCCCACCAGCUCAUUCCCCUCCAGCCUGGUGCUGGGCUCUUCCGCUGGCGGUGGGGACGUGUUCAUCCAGAUGCCCGCGUCCAGGGAGGAAGGAGGGGGCCGGGGCGAGGGGGGUGCCUACCACCACCGCCAGCCCCACCACCACUUCCACCACGGCGGCCACCGCGGGGGCUCCCUGCUGCAGCACGUGGGUGGGGAGCACCGGGGGCACUCGGAGGAGGGAGGUGACGAGCAGCCUGGGACGCCCGCCCCUGCCCUGUCCGAGCUGAAGGCUGUGAUCUGCUGGCUCCAGAAAGGACUCCCCUUCAUCCUGAUCCUCCUGGCCAAACUGUGCUUCCAGCAUAAGCUCGGCAUCGCUGUGUGCAUUGGGAUGGCUAGCACCUUCGCCUAUGCCAACUCCACGCUCCGAGAACAGGUCUCUCUGAAGGAGAAGAGGUCGGUACUGGUCAUCUUGUGGAUCUUGGCCUUUCUGGCGGGGAACACCCUCUAUGUGCUUUAUACAUUCAGCUCCCAGCAGCUGUACAACAGCCUCAUAUUCCUGAAGCCCAACCUGGAGACACUGGACUUCUUUGACCUGCUAUGGAUCGUGGGGAUCGCAGACUUUGUUCUAAAGUACAUUACCAUCGCCCUCAAGUGCCUCAUCGUGGCCCUGCCCAAGAUCAUCCUGGCCGUCAAGUCCAAGGGAAAGUUCUAUCUGGUCAUCGAGGAGCUGAGCCAGCUGUUCCGAUCCCUUGUCCCCAUCCAGCUGUGGUACAAAUACAUCAUGGGUGACGACUCCUCCAACAGCUACUUCCUGGGAGGGGUCCUGAUCGUUCUCUACAGCCUCUGCAAGUCCUUCGACAUCUGUGGACGCGUGGGCGGAGUUAGGAAAGCCCUGAAGCUUCUCUGCACCUCUCAGAACUAUGGAGUCCGAGCCACUGGGCAGCAGUGCACAGAAGCCGGUGACAUCUGUGCCAUCUGUCAGGCCGAGUUCCGAGAGCCUCUGAUUCUCCUGUGCCAGCACGUGUUCUGUGAGGAGUGCCUCUGCCUGUGGCUGGACCGCGAGCGCACCUGCCCGCUCUGCCGCUCGGUCGCCGUGGACACCCUGCGCUGCUGGAAGGACGGCGCCACGUCCGCACACUUCCAGGUGUACUAGGACCGAACAACCGAACACUGAGGACACCCGGAAGGACGCCGAGGAUUCAGGACAUUCACCCCUGUGUGCCACGAAGCCAGGACUUUCCCCUUGGCUUGGCAUCCCUGGCUUUCUCCUGGUACCCAGCAAGACGUCUGUUCCAGGGCAGUGUAGCAUCUUUCAAGCUCUGUUACUAUGGCAAUGGCCACGAUGUUACAAUCCCACUUGCCUGAAUAAUCAAGUGGGAAGGGGAAGCAGAGGGAAAUGGGGCCACGUGAAUGCAGCUGCUCUGUUCUCCCUACCCUGAGGAAGAACCAAACGGAAGCAACAGGAACUUCUGCAACUGGUUUUUAUCGGAAAGAUCAUCCUGCCUGCGGAUGAUGUCAAAGGGGCACAAGAAAUUGGAGCUGGAGAAGACUGAUAGAAGUGCAGGUAUGUAAGGAAACGGAUAGAACAGUCUUCUGGGAGUCAGACCUGGAAUUCUGAUUCCAAACUCUUUAUUACUUUGGGAAGCCGCUCGGCCUCCCUAUAGCCAUCUCCAGGGUGACGGAACCCAGUGUAUUACCUGCUGGAACCAAGGAAACGAACAAUGUAGGUUACUAGUGAAUACCCCAAUGGUUUCUCCAGUUAUGCCCAUGCCACCAAAACAAUAAAAUAAAAUUCUCUAAUACUGCAAAGAAUGAGCCAUGCCUGUUAAUACUGUAAAGAAUGUAACAUGUGGGGGACACACAGGGGCAGGUGGGAUGGUUUAGUUUAGGAUUUUAUUAGUGCGUGCCCUACCCUCUGGGGGAACGGCCCAUCUGAGGUUUUCUUCUGGGUGGGGGGGAUUUAACUCAUGUCCUAGGGAAAACAGUGUCUGAUGAGGAGUGUUUCCAACACAGGCUGCAUGAAUUCCCCAAUACCAGUGCGAAAGCAGCCAGGAGUCCCCGUUGGGAAAGAACAAUGCCACUCUCUUUUAUGUAUCUUGGUUCUGCAACUCAUUUGUUGUAAGUAGCAUUAAUCAAGUGUCAGGUUCACAGUAUUCUGCCCUUAAUAUUUUAUGAUUCACUGACUCAAGUUUCACGAAGUCCUUAGAAAUGGUCCUCUUCAUGUAAAUAUCUUGAGAAUGAUAAACGUGAGGGAAUAAGAAAGACAAGCUUUGGACCAGGUAUGAUAGGUGCCUCAGCUUUGAAAGAGAAGAGUGAUGUGCAGAGUGUUAGGAAGACAUCUGGGCUGCUGAGACUCGGGAUUAGAAGAAGGAGAGGUAAAUAAAGUGGGUCCUGGAAUCUUUUAGGACUUUUGCUGCAGGACAAACAGCUGCCUUUGGUGUUUUUGACAUCUCCCGAAGUACCCUUCGGCCAAAAAAUACCAUCUGUUGGUGCA
Molecule: messenger RNA, 2912 nt
Organism: Rhinopithecus roxellana (golden snub-nosed monkey)
Lineage: Eukaryota; Metazoa; Chordata; Mammalia; Primates; Cercopithecidae
Gene: RNFT2
Product: ring finger protein, transmembrane 2
Exons: 12
Coding region: 237-1571 (444 amino acids)
Biological process (GO): positive regulation of ERAD pathway
Molecular function (GO): ubiquitin protein ligase activity
Source: RefSeq, a predicted model, not a curated record